GCGUAACGCAAUUACCGUAGAAACAGAAAAAACAACCAAAUACGCCAUUUAUUACAAGAUUAACAGAAAAAAGUCACAGAGUGUUUAAUUUAGCAUUUGAUUAAGGAACUGAUUUUAUGGCUUUUACGUGCCAAAGAUUCGGGGGUUGCAUUGGCUUCAUAGACGAUAAACCUCUCUCACAUUUCACUCGUUAGUCGUUCCGAAUCCUAACCCUAGAUCUUCCAUAUUAUCUACAAAGAAAUCCAAAGCUUCCUUGUAACAUACGUACAGGUUUGAGGUAGUGCGAUUGAAUUUGUGAGAAUGGAAGUCACUAGGAGAGCUUUGAGGUAGUGCGAGGAUUGUGAAGUACAGCAUUUCCAUUUAGGCCCGGUUGCUAGGAAAAGAAGGCCCUGGAUUUUGCAAUUCGAAGAGGGAGAUGAAGGCGUUGAUAGGGAGGCCAGGGUCGGUGAGUGGGCUGGUGUUGAGGUUAGGGCAAUGUUUAUUUGCUGCUGCGGCGAUCGGGGUUAUGGUUAGCGCCUAUGGAUUUUCUUCCUUCACUGCUUUCUGCUAUUUGAUCGCAUCAAUGGGACUUCAAGUGCUGUGGAGCUUUGGACUUGCAUGUCUUGAUAUUUAUAGUUUGACGAGAAAGAGGGAUCUUCAAAGUCCAAUCCUAGUGAGCCUGUUUGUUGUAGGCGAUUGGGUGACUGCUGCUUUAUCACUUGCAGCUGCAUGCUCAUCGGCAGGGAUUACAGUUCUUUAUACAAAAGACACGGAUUUCUGCAAGCAUCCUCAACUUACUCUUCAUUGCGGCAAGUUCCAAAUCGCUGUAGUUUUUGCUUUCAUCGCCUGGGCUCUUGUUGCCGUGUCAUAUCAUGUAAUGUUUUGGAUUUUAUUAUCCUCGGUUUAGAUGACUCAGGCUCUCCAGCCUUACAGAUAACACGUCCACAAUACAAGUUCUUUCUUUAUUAA
Messenger RNA from Alnus glutinosa, 948 nucleotides. RefSeq names its product CASP-like protein 5B1. The transcript has 3 exons. Bases 416 to 886 code for a protein of 156 amino acids. Gene Ontology annotation, cellular component: membrane. The record is from RefSeq and is a predicted model, not a curated record. NCBI's taxonomy places the organism in Eukaryota, Viridiplantae, Streptophyta, Magnoliopsida, Fagales, Betulaceae.